This is a messenger RNA of Coregonus clupeaformis (lake whitefish), 1135 nucleotides long. Its product is annotated as T-cell surface antigen CD2-like. Bases 25 to 1005 code for a protein of 326 amino acids. The record is from RefSeq and is a predicted model, not a curated record. NCBI's taxonomy places the organism in Eukaryota, Metazoa, Chordata, Actinopteri, Salmoniformes, Salmonidae. The transcript is spliced from 5 exons.
AGCAGGUGCAAUCACUCCUUGAGAAUGGCAGUGGUAGUGCUGAUAUCUCUCAUCCUCCUCUCUCUGGGGUUUGCAGUAUGUUUAGGUGCUGAGGAGUGUGUGUACGCUGCUGUUGGGAGGAACAAGGUGAUUGACCAAGAUCACCCAGGCCUGGAGUUGCUUGGAGAGUCAUUUCACUUACGGUGGACCCAUGACUCUAUAAUAGUUUACGACAACAGGAAACCUACUGAGCAGAAACAUCAGACCACACCGAAUGGUUCUCUGUUACUAAAUAACCUUCAGCUGGAUAAUACAGGGACUUACCAGGUCAACAUCUACGACGACAUGGGAAAACUCAUUAGGUCUUCCACAACUCACCUGUGUGUGGUCUCGCCUGUGUCUAAACCACGUCUGACACAGAAAUGUACUGAUACAUCUGUCAGUCUGAGGUGUGAUGUGGGCAACUCUGUGGAUGUUAAAGUGGUGUGGAGCCAUAACAGACAAACACUGCCAGACCACAAUGACACAACUCUGACAAUAACCAAGGCAAUGCUCAAACCUGUAGACAGCUACGUGUGUACAGUGAGUAAUAAAGCGAGUGAAGAGAAGAGUGACGAUGUUAACCCUGAAUGUGCAGAUGAUUCUUCCUCUACAGUGCUCUUGUUUGGGAUGAAGCCAUGGCUGAUGGUGGUGAUUCUGGCUAGUGGAGGUGGUCUGCUCCUCAUCCUCAUCAUCAUCACCUUGGUGUGUGUCUGCCAGAGCCGCAGGCAGCGCGCGAGACGCCUAGAAGAGGAGGAGGAGAUGAGACUUGCGCCCCUCACCCAGCCCACGCGUCAAGCAUCCCUCCAUCACCACCAUCCCCCACAAAGAUCCCAGAGCCAAACCCGGCCAAAGAACAGAGCUACGUCGCAGGCCACACCAAACUCCAGACACCAGCUUCGACCCAGGCCUCCACAGCCAGAAUCAGAUGAUGCUCAGCCCAUACCAAUGCCCAGACGGACAGGUCCCCAGAACCACAGGAGUUAGUUGUGUGCAUGUGCAUGUGCGUGUGUGGGCGUGUGUGCCUGCAUUCUUUCAUUCUUGUUAACCACAACAAUCCCUGUAGUCACACAGUGGUUCACACUUUGGUUGCAGCAGUUACAAAUAAAGAGCAAUG